Molecule: messenger RNA, 5761 nt
Organism: Magnolia sinica
Lineage: Eukaryota; Viridiplantae; Streptophyta; Magnoliopsida; Magnoliales; Magnoliaceae
Product: clathrin heavy chain 2-like
Exons: 30
Coding region: 151-5250 (1699 amino acids)
Biological process (GO): receptor-mediated endocytosis; intracellular protein transport
Cellular component (GO): clathrin coat of coated pit; clathrin coat of trans-Golgi network vesicle; plasma membrane
Molecular function (GO): clathrin light chain binding; structural molecule activity
Source: RefSeq, a predicted model, not a curated record
CUCUUCUCUGUUUUACUUUUCCAAUCGUGCCCUCUUCAACCCUUGCAAAGGGCUGGGAAGGAAGAAUACUAUCUUCGUCUAGCUCUUUACUCCAAAAAAAACCCUACCGAGGGGUUUUCAUUGGAAGAGGCGUUCUUGAUCGCUGCAAUCAUGGCUGCAGCGAGUGCUCCGAUCACGAUGAAGGAAGCUCUAACGCUGACAAGCUUGGGGAUCAACCCCCAGUUUGUUACCUUUACUCAUGUGACCAUGGAAUCUGACAAGUACAUAUGCGUGCGAGAAACUUCUCCGCAGAAUAGCAUCGUCAUUGUGGAUAUGAAUAUGCCUAUGCAGCCAUUGAGGAGGCCCAUCACUGCAGAUUCUGCUUUGAUGAACCCCAAUAGCAGAAUCUUGGCAUUAAAAGCUCAACUCGCGCAAACUACUCAGGACCAUCUGCAAAUAUUCAAUAUUGAGAUGAAGGCCAAAGUGAAAUCUUAUCAGAUGCCUGAGCAGGUUGUGUUUUGGAAGUGGAUCACUCCAAAAUUGUUGGGAUUAGUUACACAAACCUCGGUAUAUCAUUGGUCCAUAGAAGGUGACACUGAGCCCGUGAAAAUGUUUGAGCGAACGGCAAAUCUGUUGAACAAUCAAAUCAUCAAUUACCGCUGUGAUCCUUCUGAGAAAUGGCUUGUUUUGAUUGGCAUUGCUCCUGGUGCACCUGAGCGGCCACAACUUGUUAAGGGGAACAUGCAACUGUUUUCCGUAGACCAGCAACGUAGUCAAGCUUUAGAAGCACAUGCUGCUGCCUUUGCAACGUUUAAAGUUGCUGGAAAUGAGAAUCCUUCUACUCUUAUUUGCUUUGCAUCAAAGACCAUGAAUGCCGGUCAAAUUAUUUCGAAGUUGCAUGUCAUCGAGCUCGGUGCUCAGCCAGGGAAGCCAGGCUUUACAAAGAAGCAAGCAGAUCUCUUCUUCCCACCAGAUUUUGCGGAUGACUUUCCGGUGUCAAUGCAGAUAUCACACAAGUACAGUCUGAUAUAUGCAAUUACAAAGCUUGGACUUCUAUUUGUUUAUGAUCUUGAGACUGCUGCUGCAGUUUACCGUAACCGAAUUAGUCCAGAUCCCAUAUUUUUGACCUCAGAAGCAUCAUCAGUGGGGGGUUUCUAUGCCAUCAAUAGGCGGGGGCAAGUUUUGCUUGCUACUGUCAAUGAAGCAGCAAUUGUUCCUUUUGUCAGUGGUCAGCUAAACAAUUUGGAACUUGCUGUAAACCUUGCAAAGAGAGGAAAUCUUCCAGGAGCUGAAAAUUUGGUUGUUCAGCGAUUCCAAGAAUUAUUUUCUCAAACGAAGUAUAAGGAGGCUGCCGAACUUGCCGCUGAAUCUCCACAGGGAAUUCUUCGCACACCUGAUACUGUAGCAAAAUUUCAGAGUGUUCCUGUGCAAGCUGGACAAACGCCGCCACUACUGCAGUACUUUGGGACAUUGCUUACAAAGGGGAAGCUCAAUGCAUUUGAAUCUCUUGAGUUAUCCCGUUUGGUUGUGAACCAGAAUAAAAAGAAUCUUCUGGAGAAUUGGCUUGCUGAGGAUAAACUUGAAUGCAGUGAGGAGCUGGGUGAUCUUGUCAAGACGGUUGACAAUGAUCUUGCACUAAAAAUAUACAUAAAAGCGAGGGCCACCCCAAAAGUUGUCGCCGCUUUUGCUGAGCGAAGGGAAUUUGAUAAAAUACUUAUUUACUCCAAACAGGUUGGGUAUACACCUGAUUAUCUAUUCCUUCUGCAAACGAUUUUGAGAUCUGAUCCUCAGGGUGCUGUUAAUUUUGCUCUUAUGAUGUCUCAAAUGGAGGGAGGUUGUCCUGUGGAUUACAACACGAUUACAGAUCUUUUCCUUCAGAGAAACCUGAUUCGGGAAGCAACUGCAUUUUUAUUAGACGUUUUGAAGCCAAACUUGCCAGAACACGGGUUCCUUCAGACGAAGGUUUUGGAGAUCAAUCUAGUCACCUUUCCAAAUGUUGCUGAUGCCAUCUUAGCAAAUGGGAUGUUCAGCCACUAUGAUCGUCCUAGGAUUGCUCAACUUUGUGAGAAGGCGGGCCUUUUUAUGCGUGCUCUUCAGCACUACACUGAGCUACCGGAUAUAAAGCGUGUAAUUGUGAACACUCAUGCUAUUGAGCCGCAGUCACUUGUAGAAUUCUUUGGAACCCUUUCGAGAGAGUGGGCAUUGGAAUGCAUGAAAGAUCUUCUAUUGGUUAACCUGAGGGGAAAUCUUCAGAUAAUUGUUCAGGCUGCAAAAGAAUAUUCAGACCAGUUGGGUGUGGAUGCAUGCAUUAAACUCUUUGAGCAGUUUAAGUCUUAUGAAGGUCUCUACUUUUUCUUGGGUUCAUAUUUGAGCUCCAGCGAGGAUCCUGAUAUACAUUUCAAAUACAUAGAGGCAGCUGCUAAAACUGGCCAAAUAAAAGAGGUCGAGCGUGUAACAAGAGAGUCAAAUUUCUAUGACCCUGAGAAGACGAAGAAUUUUUUGAUGGAAGCCAAGCUUCCGGAUGCACGCCCCCUGAUCAAUGUUUGUGAUCGUUUUGGAUUUGUACCAGAUCUGACCCACUAUUUGUACUCAAACAAUAUGUUGCGGUAUAUUGAAGGGUAUGUCCAGAAGGUUAAUCCAGGUAAUGCUCCUUUAGUGGUGGGGCAGCUUCUAGAUGAUGAAUGUCCUGAAGAUUUCAUUAAAGGCCUUAUUCUUUCUGUCCGCUCUCUUCUUCCUGUUGAGCCCUUGGUUGAGGAGUGUGAGAAGAGGAAUCGUCUGCGAUUGCUCACGCAAUUCUUAGAACAUCUAGUGAGUGAAGGAAGCCAAGAUGUUCAUGUGCACAAUGCUCUUGGCAAAAUCAUUAUUGACAGCAACAACAACCCUGAACAUUUUCUUACCACCAAUCCUUACUAUGAUUCACGUGUUGUUGGUAAAUACUGUGAGAAGAGGGAUCCCACUCUCGCAGUCGUUGCUUACCGGAGAGGCCAAUGUGAUGACGAACUUAUCAAUGUCACCAACAAAAAUUCUCUAUUCAAACUUCAGGCUAGAUAUGUUGUGGAGAGAAUGGAUUCGGAUUUGUGGGAAAACGUUCUAAAGCCUGAGAAUGAAUAUCGACGGCAGCUUAUUGAUCAAGUUGUGUCAACAGCUUUACCUGAAAGCAAGAGCCCAGAGCAAGUUUCUGCGACUGUAAAAGCUUUUAUGACUGCCGAUCUUCCACAUGAGCUAAUUGAGCUUCUUGAGAAGAUUGUACUCCAAAAUUCUGCAUUUAGUGGCAACUCUAACCUGCAGAACUUGCUGAUCCUUACUGCUAUUAGAGCGGACAAGUCAAGGGUCAUGGACUAUGUCAACAGACUCGACAAUUUUGAUGGGCCUGCAGUUGGUGAGAUUGCUGUUGAGGGUGAACUGUAUGAAGAGGCAUUUGCCAUAUUCAAAAAGUUCAACUUGAAUGUGCAGGCAGUCAAUGUGCUGUUGGAUAAUAUCCAAAGCAUUGAGCGUGCCGUUGAGUUUGCGUUUCGAGUUGAAGAGGAUGCUGUAUGGAGCCAGGUGGCCAAAGCCCAACUCAGGGAGGGACUUGUUAGUGAUGCAAUAGAGUCAUUUAUCCGUGCAGAUGAUGUCACUCAGUUCCUAGAUGUAAUCAGGGCUGCCGAGGAUGCAAAUGUAUACCAUGACUUAGUCAGGUACCUGAUUAUGGUUAGGCAAAAGACGAAAGAGCCCAAGGUUGACAGUGAGCUUAUCUAUGCAUAUGCCAAGAUUGAUAGGCUUGCUGAAAUUGAAGAUUUUAUUCUCACACCUAAUGUGGCAAAUCUCCAAACUGUUGGUGAUCGCCUAUAUGAUGAAGCCCUUUAUGAAGCUGCAAAGAUCAUAUUUACAUUUAUUUCAAACUGGGCAAAACUUGCUAGUACUCUUGUUAAAUUGAGACAGUUCCAAGGUGCAGUUGAUGCGGCUCGCAAGGCCAACAGCUCAAAAACAUGGAAGGAAGUCUGCUUUGCUUGUGUUGAUGCAGAGGAGUUCCGUUUGGCUCAGAUUUGUGGUCUGAACAUCAUUGUACAGGUGGAUGACCUGGAAGAAGUAAGUGAUUAUUAUCAAAACAGAGGAUGCUUUGAUGAACUGAUCUCCCUCAUGGAGAGUGGUCUGGGACUCGAACGGGCACACAUGGGUAUCUUUACAGAGUUGGGGAUCUUGUAUGCAAGAUAUCGUCCGGAGAAGCUUAUGGAACACAUCAGGUUAUUUUCAACACGCCUCAACAUUCCAAAGCUCAUCCGUGUCUGCGAUGAACAGCAGCAUUGGUUGGAGCUCACUUACCUAUACAUUCAAUAUGAUGAGUUCGAUAAUGCUGCUACAACGAUUAUGAACCACUCCCCUGAAGCAUGGGAUCAUAUGCAGUUCAAGGAUGUUGCCGUUAAGGUGGCUAAUGUGGAAUUAUACUACAAGGCAGUGCAUUUCUACCUGCAAGAGCACCCAGAUCUCAUCAACGAUCUCCUUAAUGUUCUCGCGACUAAAGUGGACCACACUCGUGUGGUUGAUAUAAUGCGCAAGGCAGGGAACUUGCAUCUUGUGAAGCCAUACAUGGUUGCAGUUCAGAGCAACAAUGUAGCAGCUGUGAAUGAGGCUCUGAAUGAAAUCUACAUUGAAGAGGAAGAUUAUGACAGAUUGCGGGAAUCAGUUGACAUGCAUGAUAACUUUGACCAAAUAGGCCUGGCACAGAAGGUUGAGAAACAUGAACUACUCGAGAUGCGAAGGAUUGCGGCUUACAUAUACAAGAAGGCAGGUAGAUGGCGGCAAUCAGUUGCAUUAUCCAAGAAGGACAACCUCUACAGAGAUGCCAUGGAGACUUGCUCACAAUCAGGAGAUCGCGAACUGUCUGAGGAAUUACUGGUUUAUUUCGUUGAUCAGGGAAAGAAAGAGUGCUUUGCAUCUUGCUUAUUCACGUGUUAUGAUUUGAUCCGGCCCGAUAUUGCUCUUGAGCUGGCUUGGAUGAACAACAUGAUCGACUUUGCUUUCCCGUAUUUGAUGCAGUUCAUCCGUGAGUAUACGGGUAAAGUAGAUGAGCUAGUGAAGUAUAAACUUGAAGCAUUACAAGAAGUGAAGAGCAAAGAGAACGAGGAAAAGGAAUUAGUGGCUCAACAGAACAUGUAUGCGCAGCUGCUUCCGCUUGCUUUGCCGGCACCACCAAUGCCGGGCAUGGGUGGGGGAUUCCAGCCCCCACCGCCAAUGGGUAUGGGGAUGCCUCCGAUGCCAGCUUACGGCAUGCCGCCCAUGGGAGGAUAUUAAAACCAAACUUUCUUGUGUGAGGUCCUUUGAGGGAGAGCUUGAACCUGUCGAGAUAGUUUGCCAACGUGUUUGGAAAUCAUGGAAGAAGUGCGUCUUCAUAUCCAGGAGGUUAGUUCUUUCUUGCCAGCACCCUCCCUCCAUGUUGUGCGUGUGGAGUACUCUUUGAGAUGAGGGAUAUGGUUCCGUUUGACAUUUAUAUGUGAAAGGUUGAUAGGGAGAGUGUCUUGUUAGGCUCUCUACCAGUUUUCAGUAACAUAAUUGUUUGCUUGUUGCACUUCAAUACUUCUUUGUAAAAUUUUCAGAACUUCGAGGUUAGGAGUGCUUUUGUGUGAUCGUGUUUAUAGUUGUCACAAUAAUAAAAAAGUUAGAUGAUUUUAUGAAGUUAAAAAACCUUAGAUGUAGUUAAUCAGCAUUACUCUCUUCUUGUUUGGGGAUUUAGAGUUCAAGACUCUGGAUACAUUGUUCUUUUCAACUGUUGUGUUCUUUUGCAAGAUCUCUGAUUGUUGUUUGA